AUGCUGGGCGUGACCAGCCUUCUCAACGAGACGAGCAGCUACUCUGUAGCUCCAUGCGUUCAGAAGCUCGUGGCUGACGGUGCCAUGAAGGUUUUCAAUGAGAGCGACGGUCUUUUCCCUGGUGCGGUUUUCACCGGAAUGAACACCCUGAAGCCAUUCCCCAAGAACUAUGUCUCGCUGGACACGUCGACCGACCCUGGGCCUCUCAAGCGCGCGGAAUGGAUCAAGUACAUGGCUCUGUGGUUCAAUGCUGAGUCGCGCGCGUCGCAAGUCUACUCUGACAUUGAGACGUCGUACAACUGCUUGAAGGCAUCUGCCCCUAAAACCACCACGCCAGUGGUUGGCUGGCUGAGCUAUUUUAUGGAUUCGUGGACCGUCUCUGGUGCUACGUACAAGCUUCAGUACGUUGCGGACGCUGGUGGUGUGAGCCCCGCCAAGGCGUUUCUGAGGACGUACAACAUGUCUCUUCCAUCUGAUAAGAAGGCUUUCCAGACACUGCUUGCGACUCUUGACAUCGUCAUUGACGAGACCUACCUGUUGACUGGCCCGUCAGACUACAGCAUUGAUGUCUUUGCAAAGAAUGCUGGCAUUUCUGUGACUGACACUGCCACCUACAAAUUCCUGGCCACUCCCAAUGUCUGGAGCAUGUAUGGCCGCGCCACUGGAGCUCCCAACUAUGCCACUGACUGGUAUGAGAGCGCCAUUGCUCAGCCCCAGGUGGUCCUUGCCGAUCUGAUCUCCAUCAUGCAUCCUGGCGAUGUGCCUGCUCCCAAAAAGUAUUUUUUCAACAAUAUUGCUCAGUUGGAGACGGGUGCGGUGGUCUCUGCAGCCAACUGCACAACCCUGGACCCCACGGAGGUGGUUAACCCCAUCAUCCCUGCCUGCUCAGCCACCAUUACUCCUGAGGUUCCAGGAACGGCAACUGCUCCUGCUACCCCUCCCAGCUCAUCCCCUCCUAGCUCACCCCCUCCUAGCCCCACUCCCAGCUCGCCCCCACCUGCCCCCAAGGCUGCUGCAUCCUCUGGCUCCCUGCUUGGCGCUGGACUAGCUGCCCUUCUUGCUGCUACCAUUGCUGCACUGGCCUAA
Molecule: messenger RNA, 1086 nt
Organism: Closterium sp. Naga37s-1
Lineage: Eukaryota; Viridiplantae; Streptophyta; Zygnematophyceae; Desmidiales; Closteriaceae
Source: the annotation of a GenBank genome assembly